UAAACAUCGAAAACUUGGAUAUUUUUCUACAUAACUGUGAUUUUUGAAUGACAUACAUGGAUAAUAAAAUGUCGUCUGCUGAAGUAUCACCCGUGAGACCGGAUACAUCAUCAUCUUAUCUCAGAAAGAUCAAGAAACCAUUGAUAGAACGAAAGAGACGAGAGAGAAUCAACAAUUGUUUGACUCAGCUGAAAUCCAUCCUGCUUGAUAACAUUAAACAGAAUGGCGGCACACAGGUCUCCAAACUCGACAAAGCGGACAUCCUGGAGAUGACUGUCAGUCACCUUCGUCAGAUCCACCACCAGCAGCUCAGCGCCGCCAUGGCCGCAUCCACCGCUGUCGUACACAAGUACCGUGAGGGAUACACAGAGUGCGCCGCGGAGGCCGUCCGCUACAUGGAGUCGUCGCGUGCGUACCCGUCGGAUAUGGUUAUGCGCAUGCGUAGUAACCUCACAACGAAGGUCGCCUACUCAGUGGCACCAUAUGGACAUGGUCUUGGGCAGCCUCGGUUGGCUAUUUCCAGCAAACAGUCGGAUUUAUCUGUGUCCCGUCAGCGCUCGAGUGAAAGUGAAUGUCACAAAACACCCGUCAAAGUCAAGGUCGAAAGUAUGACGAGCCCGUGUAAUGUAACUUGCUCACCGGACAGUGGUUUUGAGAGCGCAUUUUCGCCGCUUCUUAUGACCGUGCCUUUCCAUAACGUGAAAACGGAAAUGGACAAAUCUCGGGUAUCGCCAAAAGACACUUGUACUUCGACCGUACGUAUGUCGCCAAGUACAUCCGAGGGCAAAACUUCCCAGAGUUCCGUGCUCGCACUUCCACCACGUGUUGCAGUUCCGGUUAGCGUCGUCGGAGAUUCCCCUUCACAAAAACAAGUCUGGAGACCGUUUUAAAUAUGAUCGUUUUGUUUUACUACGAACAUUUUGUAAAAUAUGUUGUUUCAUGCCUUGAAAAUGUCAUUGUGCAUUUUUAUUUUUAUGUGCAUACUUCGUCUCAAAACAUGUUUUAUAUGCAAAUCUGUGAUAUUGUGAUUAUUGUUGUG
Molecule: messenger RNA, 1039 nt
Organism: Mya arenaria
Lineage: Eukaryota; Metazoa; Mollusca; Bivalvia; Myida; Myidae
Product: enhancer of split mbeta protein-like
Exons: 3
Coding region: 48-890 (280 amino acids)
Biological process (GO): regulation of transcription by RNA polymerase II; anterior/posterior pattern specification; regulation of neurogenesis
Cellular component (GO): nucleus
Molecular function (GO): protein dimerization activity; DNA-binding transcription factor activity, RNA polymerase II-specific; RNA polymerase II cis-regulatory region sequence-specific DNA binding
Source: RefSeq, a predicted model, not a curated record